This is a messenger RNA of Nelumbo nucifera (sacred lotus), 815 nucleotides long. It is a transcript of the gene PSAG, whose product is annotated as photosystem I subunit G. Gene Ontology annotation, biological process: photosynthesis. NCBI's taxonomy places the organism in Eukaryota, Viridiplantae, Streptophyta, Magnoliopsida, Proteales, Nelumbonaceae. Gene Ontology annotation, cellular component: photosystem I; chloroplast thylakoid membrane. The record is from RefSeq and is a predicted model, not a curated record.
UCAUCACUUUCUUUUUCUGGUCUAUACUGUCUCUCCCUCUCUACAUUUGUCCAAGUCCUCUUAGCUAGAAGCCUAGAACCUAGAACUUAACCAGACUAUUACCACUACCGACUCGACGACGAUCUAGCCAUGGCCUCCACCUUGUUCUCAGCUCCCACCUUCACACCCUCCAUCCAGAAACACCCACAACUCACUCCUCACCAAUCCUUAUUUCAAGGUCUCAGACCCAUCAAGUCCACUGAUUCCUCCCUCUUCGGUCUCACCAAGGCCUUGUCUUCUUCAUCCAAGACCUCCACCAAGUUGAGCAGAAACACUCCCAAAUUUGGAGUGAAAGCAGAAUUGAACCCAUCCCUGGUCAUAAGCUUGAGCACAGGGCUGUCUCUCUUCUUGGGUAGGUUUGUCUUCUUCAACUUCCAGCGUGAGAACGUAGCCAAACAAGGACUGCCGGAGCAGAACGGGAUGACCCACUUCGAGGCCGGUGAUGUUAGAGCCAAAGAGUAUGUCAGCUUGCUCAAGUCGAAUGACCCAGUUGGAUUCAACAUUGUUGAUGUGCUCGCUUGGGGAUCCAUCGGCCACAUCGUUGCUUACUACAUACUUGCCACCUCCAGCAACGGCUAUGACCCUAAGUUCUUUGGUUGAAAUCAAUCCAGUCGUCGUGACCAGAAGUUAAUUUUUCUGUGUACAGUUGUGGAGGGUUGUGGCUCUCAACUGUUAUUAUUAAUUUGUAAUCUUAUCUUUCUCUUUGCUUCUUUAGAAAUAUCAAAUGAAAUAUCGUCUUUCUCCAUCAUCUAUAUAUCACUUUUCUUUUUCGGGUU